AUGGCGACAAGAUGGUCAAAAUAUUUUUUCUUUUUCUCCUCUGGACUCAUUAUUUUCCUUCUUGUCGUGCUAACUUUUGACGACAUCCACCUAGGUAAGUUUUCAAGGCGGACAAUGAAAUCGUCGUUGCAAGUAAACAACACACAUUCGCUUGAAAACAACUUGGACGCGAUGAUAAACGUGAAUUCAACAAAUAACAACUCACAACUCAUGCAACGGGAAAGGACAAAGACGCUUUUACUCAUCUACACUGUUUUUUUCGGGAGAGCAAAGUGGAUAAGAGAUCGUGAUUGUGGAUUUGAAAACAAGUUUUUAUUUGCCGCAAAUAAAUGUCUCUCAGGUGAUUUCGAAUUGACCUACGACAAACAGCGGUUUGAGGAAAGCGACUUAGUCGUGUUUCACGCUAGAAACAUGCCAAGUGUAGAUCAUCUAAGAACGCUGCUGAAAAACAGGCCCACUUCACAGCGCUGGGUAUAUGCUGUGUGGGAAAGUCCAAAUGCAACACCAAAUCCUGGUCCAUUAAACGGACUGUUUAACUCAACGUGGACUUACAGAAGCGAUUCAGAUUUCUUGUCGCCAUACGGAAGUUACGAGGAACUGAGUGAAGAAGAAAAAAUGAAUAAAAUAAAAAACAUACCGGACUAUUCCCAAGGAAAAACUGAACUUGUGGCUUGGAUGGUUAGUAAUUGUGGCGCUCAACCUCGAAUGGCUUUUGCCCAAACGCUGAAAAAAUACAUCAAGGUUGACGUGUUUGGAAGGUGCUCCGCAAAAUUUGGGCAACAGAGAGGUUGUAGAAAUCUAGCUGCUUGCCUUAAAACGUUUAAGUUUUAUCUGGCAUUCGAAAACGCUUUAUGUGAGGAUUACAUCACUGAAAAAUAUUGGGGAAGGCUUGGUAAGACCCUGGUUUUUUUAACACUUUUUGUUACAAAAUAGUUUCCGAAAGUCCAGUUGGAAAGUAAAUAGAACACCAUAUUUUGGGUCGUUCCAGCAGAGAAUUUCCGCGUACAUGCCAACUCUUCCGGAUACAGCACCGAUCUCCCGCUCUCCUGUACGGGUCAUCCAAUCUCUGGGAUAAAAUCGACUUUUGAACUUUUCUGUGCUUAAGUUUAAAGUUUAGCUCAUUUUUAUAGUCAAAACUGAAAUUUGUUUUAUUUAUAAUACGGUUUCUGGGGCACCUUUGCAUCAAAACGAGAAGUCCAAAGACUAUCCAUCCAAAAGGCCCGGAGCUAGCCCUCGAAGAAAAUUAAAAUCCCACAGUUUUUGAACGGUCAAAAUGCGUAGUAAGAUUCAUACGUGCCAGUGAAAAAUCGUCCCACUGAUUGCUUCUUUUUCAUUGGAUGUCGUUAAACAAUAAUUGCCUACCAAGUCUGCUUUAAAUCAGUUACUGUUCAACCAUUUGGUUAAUGACAUCCAAUCAAAACCAGGCAAUCAGCGGGACGAUUUCUCACUGGGAUGUGACAGUAUUUAUGAAAAAGUCGAGAAAACGUUCUGGUUUUGUAGUUUAUUCAUAUUUUAAGGACAGUGAAUUUACAUCUGCUAUCCAAAUGGAUGGAAAGUUUUAAACUACUAGGUAUGUGAAAAGGAUACCAUUUGUCAACAGCAGGUCUACAAAAGGGGUACCGUUCCUCUCAAAAAUUCCUCUAUAAAAGGGACAAGGGCUGGACCUAAGGGCGGAGCCUCCUAGUAACAAACACAAACCUGUCAGAAAAACCUAUAGACCUAAACAUGAUAUUUUCUGCCUUUUUAUAGCGUUUAGUUUUCCUUUUUGAUAUCUUAUAAUAUACUUCGAAUGCGCUCAUAGACAUGGUGGAGAUUCUAUUUUCGCGGGGAAAAAGUGCCCUAAAAUGUGUCUAAAAAUAAACUGAUCCGUGAAAGCGCCGUGACAUAGGCCUAGUAUGGGAGUUGCUCGCUCAAGGUUAUGGGCUCCUAAAUUGUGGCAUUUUAAAAUACUCGCUAGCCUAAAAGUUUUUCUGAUUUCCUGUUUUCCUGAUUCUGUAAGUGUUUUCUUCUCUAAUUGGCAAUAUUAUGAGUGAAAUGAAUUACUGCCUGCGGGCCAUGAUAAAGGCCCUCUAACUGGGACAGAUUUCUGGGACGGUUAUUAGAGCGUGACCGCUUAAUACAGGUGCACAGCAUUGGUAAAUAGCAUUUUAGCUAUGGGCGUCUACAAUUUAAAGAGGGUCUGAAUGGGGGUACAUCGAUAACACUAAACACUUCAUUUUUUGGCUUUGUAACAUGAGACAGUUAAAUUUUAGGCAUUUUAACAGUAACAGUAAAAAAUUCUUUUUAACAGUAAAUUUUCUCCAGGAAAAAGAAAACACGUCUCCAAAAAGGCCAAUAUUAUUUUGUUUAGUAUAUCAAGGAGUUUUCGGCCAUUUUACGACAAUUUAAGAGACUGCCGAAGAUUUUCGAAGGCUAACGAAGAGGUCCGACCAUUGCUGAAGAUAUCCGAAGAACCCUCCAAACACUUGACAGUACUUUCUUCGGAAACAGCAAACAUUAAAAACUUGGCCAAUUUAACAGCAAACACUAAAAAUUAUGGGAGAAUAACAUUUAACACUAAACCCCAUAUAGACCCUCUAUAAAUAUUGCACAGUUUGGUAGUUUUUAGAUCAUGAUUAGAUCUCUUUUUUAUUCCAGGUGAUAUGAAUGUCAUCCCUGUUGUGAUGGGAGGUGCCAAUUACUCCAAGCUGGCUAUUCCGGGGUCUUAUAUCAAUGUUAUGGACUUCAAAACUGUUAAACAACUGGCAGAGUACCUUCAGUAUCUGGACAAAAAUAACACUGCUUAUAAUGAAUACUUUAAAUGGAGACUAAAAUACAAGGUGUUUCGCAGCAACCUUGAUUUAUCAAUGUGUCAAAUAUGUAAAUGGUUUGUUUCAAAAUCUCCGCUUGAACCGAAAGUUUAUGGUGACCUUAGCACGCACUGGCUGAAGAAGGGACGAUGUAAUGAGAAAAGCCAUCUUAUCCGAAAUAUGUGGAAAGACGAAUGA
Molecule: messenger RNA, 2987 nt
Organism: Porites evermanni
Lineage: Eukaryota; Metazoa; Cnidaria; Anthozoa; Scleractinia; Poritidae
Source: the annotation of a GenBank genome assembly